Molecule: messenger RNA, 1443 nt
Organism: Spinacia oleracea (spinach)
Lineage: Eukaryota; Viridiplantae; Streptophyta; Magnoliopsida; Caryophyllales; Amaranthaceae
Product: F-box protein SKIP8
Exons: 3
Coding region: 345-1271 (308 amino acids)
Molecular function (GO): protein binding
Source: RefSeq, a predicted model, not a curated record
AUCAAAACUGAUUUUUGCCAAUAAAUUGCAAUACGACGAGUUUGAAAGCUUUAAAAUCUAACUCCUCAAAUAGUAAAAAUUAAACAAAAAAGAUUGUCAGUUACAAAACUCACACAAAACUUCCAUCCUCCUCUUUCUCUCUCCUCUGCAAAUUCCAUUGAAGAGGGGAAUUCUAGGGUUUAUGCGUCACCUACAGUGAAAUCAAUUCUACUUUAAUUAAUCGAGUUAGGGAGAAAAUUGACGCAAUUCCACUUAACAUCGUCGCAAAAAAUUGACGAAUUUUCCCCCAAUUUCAGUUUCUUCUAGGGUUUUUUCAUGUACAUUGGAGCUUUAAUGUCGUAUGAAUGGAGAUUAUUCUAUCAUCCUUCUUUCCAUCGUACUCCUUCAUUGUAGCCUUCGCCGCAACCGUACUUUGCUUUAUUUUCGCUGUCUUCGCCGUUCGAUUUUCUUCCCCCGCCGUGUUUUCGUCGUUGAAAGGUGGUGGUAAAGUACCGAAUUUCAAGAAGGAAAGAGAAUCAGAAGAUACUAGUGGUAUUAGUAGUGGUAGUUUUAAUAGUAGUUGUUCCUGCAACGGCAGCGUUUUGAGCGCGGAUUGUACGCCGGUGACGGAGAACGGUGGUGAAAUGCCGGCGUUAGUUUCGGCGGCGGAGAAGCAGACAGGCGCUUCGAUGAUGGAGAUGUUGGUGCCGGAGAUUACUACUCAUGCGCUCAGUUAUUUGGAUUAUCCUAGCCUUUGCCGUCUCUCGAUGACCAAUUCAUUGAUGCGAAAGGCCGCUAAUGAUGAUAAUGCCUGGAAAGCUCUUUACCAUAAGGAUUUUACUGUGGAACAAGAUAGUGUCAGACCAGCUGAUGGUUGGAAGGCUUACUAUGCAGCUACAAGAGCAAUUGUGAAUAUUAAUGCAGAAUUUUUUAGCAUUCUCAGGGAAAGAUCACUUCCAGCAAUGAGUCGUUUCUGGCGUAAUGCAGACUAUGUGAAGUGCAUUCAUGCUUCAGGGGAGCUUUUUACUGGAUAUAAUGCAGUAAUGGAGAGUUGGCAAAUAGCAUUUAACUGGGAGCAACUAGCAGAUGGUUUUCAAGUUCGUGACGUGCGAGCUAGGGUCCUGACUGGUAUGGCUUGGCUUACCAUGAAAGUCUAUGCUGAGAUGAACGCGGGGCCAUAUAACGUGACCAAUGUGUUUGAGCAUCACGAUGGGAGGUGGUACAUGGUCCAUCAUCACCACUCUGAGAUGCUGGUUGAUGAAGAUGUUGAUCAACAGAUUGGGCAUGCAUAACCCAAAGUAGAGAGAGAGGUGCUAAUAACUAUGAACAUAGUAGUCAAUGGGGGAUAAAAGAUUAAAAAAAAAAUUAGUACAGAAUUAUUUGUCCUUCAGUGAGAAAUCAGUUGGGAAUAGAAAUUGUGGUUAAACAUUUUGAAUUGAUCCAAUGUAUUUCUUAUUAUUAUUA